This is a messenger RNA of Lontra canadensis (Northern American river otter), 1181 nucleotides long. RefSeq names its product methyltransferase like 23 (gene METTL23). The transcript has 5 exons. NCBI's taxonomy places the organism in Eukaryota, Metazoa, Chordata, Mammalia, Carnivora, Mustelidae. The record is from RefSeq and is a predicted model, not a curated record. The coding region runs from base 404 to 976 and encodes 190 amino acids. Gene Ontology annotation, cellular component: nucleus; cytoplasm.
CCCGGCGGCCCGUUUCCGGCGUGCGAGUCGCCGAGGCCACCUGUUUUCCGUGUCUCUUUUGCCUGGCCUCCGGUGUCUUCUCCUCGCGCGGCCACGUCGUCGCCCGCUGGAGCGGUGCCUUCCCCGCCUUUGCAGUCGAGUUGCAGCGACCCGGCAGGGCAGCGUAGCGCCCGUGAGGCGGCCCCGUCGGCCAGGGGUUUCCCGCGCGCGCGGCCUGGCAGCCCGGCGCUCUUCGCCGUUCCCGGCCCGUCGGGGGACCCCCGACUCCCCCCUGGACAAGCGUGGCCUCCGAGGGCAUGAAGUCCGGGCCCAGCGCUUUCGAUUCUCGGAGGAGCCGGGCCUGGGGGCCGAGGGGGCCGUGCUGGAGGUCAGCGUCCCGCAGGUGCUGCAUCUCGAAUAUGGAAUGUAUGUUUGGCCCUGUGCGGUGGUCUUGGCUCAGUACCUAUGGUUUCACAGAAGAUCUCUGCCAGGCAAGGCUGUCCUAGAGAUUGGAGCUGGAGUGAGCCUUCCAGGAAUUAUGGCUGCAAAAUGUGGUGCUGAAGUAAUCUUGUCGGACAGUUCAGAGCUGCCUCACUGUCUAGAAAUCUGCCGCCAAAGCUGUGAAAUGAAUGACCUGCCACAUGUACGCGUCACAGGACUGACAUGGGGCCAUGUGUCUCAGGAUCUUCUGGCUCUACCAUCACAAGAUAUUAUACUUGCAUCUGAUGUGUUCUUUGAACCAGAAGAUUUUGAAGACAUCUUAACUACACUCUACUUUUUGAUGCAAAAAAACCCCAAAGUCCAAUUGUGGUCCACUUACCAGGUAAGAAGUGCUGACUGGUCACUUGAAGCUUUGCUCUACAAGUGGGAUAUGAAAUGUGUCCACAUUCCUCUGGAGUCUUUUGAUGCAGACAAGGAAGAUAUAGCAGAAUCUGCCCUCCCAGGAAGACAUACUGUUGAAAUGCUGGUCAUCUCCUUUGCAAAGGACAGUCUCUGAAUUAUACCUACAUACAGGCUGUUCUCGGACAAUGUCAAUACUAAUCAGCAACCUGCCAUGCCAACUAAGACUCAGACCACUUUAGCUUCUUGGGAGUACAAGCAUUGAAUUUGACGAUGGUCAGAUCUGUUGGCCUUUAAGAUUGUGAUGGAUGACCUAGACAAUACUCACAGGUUACAAAGCCAUGAAAACAAAAAUUAAGACA